AUGAACCACCACGUCAAACCAGCUCACAAUAAAUCCUAUUGCCCUGAGCUGAAUAUAUCAAUCCCCGCUUUCGCGACUCUUAGCAGGAGAUACUCGUGUUCACUUGCAGUAUGGCUACUGGUAUGUACAUUCACUUUUCUCUUUGUGCACCCUCCUCCCGCCAUCGAGUCUCUCUUUCCAUCACUCUUUUAUCCCCACAUCCGCUUCCCCAAGCCCGGAAUUCUAGAUCCCACUAACCAAACCAACCCAGAUCCUGACGGAGACUCCCAAAUGGCCUCUUCUCCCGAAUCCUCCCACAUGCACUCCGAAGAUUCCCCAGUCGGAUCCCGUACCCCCACGAACAUGCGUAGCGCCACCUCCCAGUUCCCAGGCACCUCAGAGCUCUCUCCGCCUGGAUCGCAGACACAAUCAGUAUCAGCUGACGUCGGAGGGCUCGCCGGACUGGGGAAUACUAAUACGUCUGGAGGGUCGGCGGAGAUGACAUCCGCUCAGCAGCAGCAACCGGGGGCAUCGUGGAUGAACAAACGGGCGGAGGAGGAAUACCACCGGGCAAUGGAAUAUGUGAUUGAUCAGGACUUUAACCUAGGUGGGUUCUACUUCGCGUUCUGGCUUGCUGGCUGGGGUCGUUACUUCUAG
Molecule: messenger RNA, 636 nt
Organism: Aspergillus oryzae RIB40
Lineage: Eukaryota; Fungi; Ascomycota; Eurotiomycetes; Eurotiales; Aspergillaceae
Exons: 1
Coding region: 1-636 (211 amino acids)
Source: RefSeq, a predicted model, not a curated record